Hypoxylon trugodes is the source of this 2640-nucleotide messenger RNA. Its product is annotated as glycoside hydrolase family 3 protein. The transcript has 7 exons. The record is from RefSeq and is a predicted model, not a curated record. Gene Ontology annotation, biological process: glucan catabolic process. Gene Ontology annotation, molecular function: beta-glucosidase activity. The coding region runs from base 1 to 2640 and encodes 879 amino acids. NCBI's taxonomy places the organism in Eukaryota, Fungi, Ascomycota, Sordariomycetes, Xylariales, Hypoxylaceae.
AUGGAGCACAUCGAAGAUUCGCAGUACGACGGGAUCGACCCCAAUGCUUCUCCUUUCGAGAGUGUUGCCAGCAACACGACGCCAGAUACCGAGUUCUCUCCUCCCGGAAGCCCAUUUCCGAAAACAGCUCUUCCUAAAGACUGUCGAUCACUAGCAAGGCAGAAAUUAGCCCAAUUGACCCUUGAGGAAAAGGUGUCGCUACUUACUGCAGCAGAUUUCUGGAGAACAAAAUCCAUACCUUCGAAAGGUAUUCCAGCCAUCAAAACAAGCGAUGGCCCCAAUGGCGCUCGCGGCGGCAUCUUCGUUGGGGGUACCAAGGCAGCGUUAUUCCCAUGCGGUAUAUCGCUGGCAGCUACGUGGAACAAAGAUCUGCUAUAUACAGUUGGUCAACACUUAGCCGAGGAGACGAAGGCUAGAUCAGCCAACGUCCUUCUCGCGCCGACAGUCUGCAUGCACCGGCAUCCUCUUGGUGGCCGGAAUUUCGAGUCCUUUUCGGAGGAUCCGCUCCUUACUGGAAAGCUCGCCUCGAAGUAUAUCCAAGGGCUCCAGUCAAAAGGAGUUGCUGCGACUAUCAAGCACUUCGUAGCAAAUGAGCAGGAAACCCAUCGGCUCACUAUCGACUCGGUCACGAUGGAGCGACCCCUGAGAGAGCUAUACCUCCGACCAUUCGAGAUAGCUAUACGAGAAGCAAACCCUUGGGCUGUUAUGUCAUCGUACAAUUUAGUCAACGGAACUCACGCUGAUAUGAACACCCAUACUCUCAAAGAUAUCCUUCGAGGAGAAUGGGGCUAUGACGGCACCGUCAUGUCAGACUGGGGCGGUGUCAAUUCGACCGUCGAGUCAAUAAAGGCUGGGUGCGACAUAGAGUUCCCCUUCUCGACUAAAUGGCGCUUUGAGAAGGUUCUGGAAGCUAUCGGCGAAGGCCGACUCACCACGGACGAUAUCGAUAUCGCAGCAGAGAAUGUCUUAACCCUGGUAGAACGUACCAAGGGAGACGAUAUGUCUGUCGAGGAAGCCGAACGCGAAGACAAUCGGGAGGAGACUAGAACACUGAUUCGCGAGCUGGGAGCCGAAGGGUUGACUUUGUUAAAAAACGAAGGACAAAUCCUACCGCUCAAUCCUAGAACUACCAAAGUCGCCGUCAUCGGUCCAAACGCCAAUCGGGCCAUCGCCGGUGGAGGUGGUAGCGCUAGUCUUAACCCAUACUACAAUACGCUCCCUCUCGAUAGCAUUAAAGCGACUUCGCAACAAGAAGUUAUAUAUGCUGAAGGAUGUCAUAUCCACAAAUGGCUACCGGUCGCAUCGCCAUUUUGCACCGCCAAAUCAGGCGAGCCUGGCGUUACCCUCGAAUGGUUCAGUGGCGAUAAAUUUCAGGGCGAUGUCAUCGUCACACAACGAAGGACGAACACCGAUCUCUUCUUAUGGGACUCUGCGCCGCUCGCCCAACUCGGCCCCGAAUGGUCGGCGAUCGCAACAACCUAUAUUACACCGACGGCUACCGGAAAGCACAUAAUCAGCUUUAUGAGCGUCGGUCCGGGGAGGUUGUUUGUAGAUGGGAAUCUAGCUCUCGACCUUUGGGAUUGGACUGAGGAGGGCGAGGCAAUGUUCGACGGCUCGAUUGACUACAUGGUCGACAUCGAAAUGCAAGCCGGUAGACCGGUGGAAUUACGAAUAGAGAUGACCAAUGAGCUCCGACCUAUUGCUAAGCAGAAGGUCUUUAACAUGACACACAAAUACGGUGGCUGCCGUAUUGGCUUCAAGGAGGAAGACCAAGUUGACUAUCUCCAACAAGCCGUGGACGCGGCGAAAAGGGCUGACGUGGCCGUUGUCAUUGUUGGUCUCGACGCCGAGUGGGAGUCCGAGGGGUACGAUAGGAAAACAAUGGAUCUUCCUUCUGAUGGAAGUCAAGAUCGAUUGAUCGAAGCCGUCGUAAAGGCCAAUCCGCGAACGGUUGUAGUCAAUCAAUCCGGCUCGCCGGUAGCUAUGCCUUGGGCGGAUGAAGUGCCGACCAUCAUUCAAGCCUGGUAUCAAGGUCAGGAAGCCGGCAACGCCUUGGCUGACGUUUUAUUUGGUCUCCGAAAUCCCAGUGGCAAACUUCCAACUACUUUCCCUCGGAGGUUAGAGGAUACCCCCGCAUAUCACAACUGGCCCGGCGAGAACCUCCGUGUUCUGUACGGCGAAGGUCUAUAUAUCGGAUAUAGACACUAUGAUCGCUCGAAUAUCGCACCUUUGUUCUCGUUCGGUCAUGGUCUCUCGUAUACUACAUUUGAGUAUGGGCGACCGUCACUUAGUCGGAAGACGCUGACGGACUCAACGCCAAUUCACCUAAUUAUGGCAGUCACUAACACUGGUGGCGUCGCCGGCUCGGAGACAGUGCAGAUAUACGUCAGAGAUGACAAAUCAAACCUGCCUCGUCCCGAGAAAGAAUUGGUAGCAUUCGAGAAGGUAUCGUUAGAACCAGGAGAGACCAAACAUAUCAUCGUGCCGCUAGACAAGUACGCGGUAGGAUACUACGAUCCAUCACUCCCAGCAUGGACGGCAGAAGAGGGCACAUUUAAAGUAUUGAUAGGGGCGUCGGCGACUGAUAUUAGGCAUUCGGUUCCGUUUGACGUCAAAGAGUCAUUCACUUGGACUUUUUAA